This is a messenger RNA of Rotaria socialis, 498 nucleotides long. The record is from the annotation of a GenBank genome assembly. NCBI's taxonomy places the organism in Eukaryota, Metazoa, Rotifera, Eurotatoria, Philodinida, Philodinidae.
AUGCUUUCCAUAGUAUCGAUACUUUCACUUACUCUUUUCUGUUUUAUUAAAGUUUCAUGGGCAUCAGAAUGUGAAUCAUAUGCCAACGUAUGGACUUAUUAUCCUUGUUCAUUUAUUGUUUCUUCACGAUCAUUGAAUUGCCAGUAUGUAUCAAUUAAUUCAUCUAUUGAUCAAUGUACAAAUAGAGAAAUGACAUUUUUUUGGCACUUUCCAUACGGUAAUAUGACUAUAACACUACAUUCACAUAAGAAUCGAUCAUUUUUAUUACGUCUAUCCAAAAUAUUGUUAACAAGAAACAAAUUAAUAAAAAAUGUUUAUCAUAUUGUAAAUAAUAAAACAUUAGAAGAAAGAUUAAUACACAAUAAUGAGAAUGCAAUCUUUACAAUUCAUUCAGAUAAAUAUAAUCAAUGUUCUCUGAAAUUCGAAACAGCAAAUUCUUACAUUGUCGAUUAUGGAACAUUUAUUCAAAUGGAAAUUCAUACUGCUGAUGAAAAAUAA